Purpureocillium takamizusanense is the source of this 1644-nucleotide messenger RNA. RefSeq lists its product as uncharacterized. Bases 371 to 1369 code for a protein of 332 amino acids. Lineage: Eukaryota; Fungi; Ascomycota; Sordariomycetes; Hypocreales; Ophiocordycipitaceae. The record is from RefSeq and is a predicted model, not a curated record. The transcript is spliced from 2 exons.
GCUUGUCCGAUGCUGAAGAUUAUGAACGCAGGUCGGUCGCGGGGGGUUUGCCUCGUGACUACGUAGUACCAACCCGUCCGUAUACCGCAAUAAACGGAGAAACGACCUGUCUCGGCCAAGCAACCAUCCUCCCCUCCUCCUCCUUGCAAGUUCGGUGGUUCUGCCCGGCAGUGGGCUUUCUGCAGCAUCACCGUGUGUAGUAUGUAGGAGAGUAUUUGUCAAGUGGCAGGGCAUAGAGUAAUGUGUUCCUCAUGAGGCGGUCUGAAGGGAAGAUAGCCGCGCGUGUAGGUAUGGCCCUUCACGCUCCGCAGGGGAGGCCCAUCACCCAUCUCUCCUCCUUCCUCUUCCCUCCUCCGGGGUCCCUCCGAGCAUGAAGCGCCUCUCAGGUGUCCGCUCCAGCCUCCGCCUCUUCCCCGUCGCCGUCGACGGCACCCUAGUCCAGCACGAGAUCCGCCGCAGCAUCGGCCUCGUCAACGCCUGCCACCGAGACCUCCAACGCCUCGUCGCGCUCCGCAACGAGCAGCAGCAGCGGCAGCAGCAGCAGCCACCGCAGCACCUAGACUUCCUGGAAAGCCAUCAUCUCCACGACCACCACCAUGCCAAUCUUCUCCGUCACGUGGACGGAGUGAUUGACGAUGCGAGCCGCUGCCUAGACGGCGCCUGCCGCAUCGUCGAGAGGUUUCGCGACAUCGGCGGUGGUGGCGGCAAGGCGUCGCUGCAUAUGCGCAUGGAGUGGCUUGCGAGCAGCUCGUCCGAGUUUCGCAUCCUGGAGCCCUUGAUACGCCAUCACCACGCCGAGGUCCUGGCCGGGCUAAGCUCGCUGCAACAGGCCGCCGUGGUGUCGCGACCUCUGCCCGACGAGGCCGCCGGCCGGGUAGACAUCGUCAGGCGCAACGCGCCUCCCACCGAGGGACAGGAAGUGUUUGAAAACUUGGCCCUCCUCGGGGACAUUAUCGGCGAUGAUCUUGCUGCCACGUCCAGCCCGACGCCGCCAUCUCAACUCACAACCCCUUCCCUCCCCGUGCCGAGCCCCGUGCCGAGCCCCGUGCCGAGCGCCGUUUCGCGAAAGCCGGUCGCGUACUCUUGUCUGCCCGAGCCCGUGUUUCCAAACACGCUUCCCGAGCCGCUCGACAGCUCGGGGAGUGACAUGUAUGGACCGCGGCCGCUGUCUCCUCCUUGGGGGGGCCUCCUCGUCGGACCCAAUGCGCGAGAUAAGGCCCCUCUAGCACCUGAAAACGACUUGGGACUAUCACUCUUGUUCGGUGUCGAGGCCGAUCUCGGUGCGGAGACUGCUGGCUUGCGUCGGUGUCAGUCGCCAUCCGUUCCCGCUCAGUGUUCGCCACUUGCUCCCUCGGACGUGUCCAUCUAGGUACUCGCGUAUGAGCAGGCUCCGUCGACGACCCCAAGUAUUCCAUCCGCUCAAUGACAAAAGUGGUGAGACUUGGUUGCGUACAUAGCCUCGUGGUUGAGCCAAGAUGGUGCUACAUGGAAGCGAGUCACGGGGGUAUUCGAGUUCUCGCCAGAGACGGGGUGGAGACAAAGAUAGUUUGCAAUCCUGCAAAUAAAGCCAUCGCAUUUGUACUUUGAAUGCUUUUUCCAGCUCGAGAAAUAUUGGUCCACGAGCAAUCGGUCCGAUAUAGCGCC